This is a messenger RNA of Seriola dumerili (greater amberjack), 1519 nucleotides long. RefSeq names its product thymidine kinase 2, mitochondrial (gene tk2). The record is from RefSeq and is a predicted model, not a curated record. Gene Ontology annotation, molecular function: deoxynucleoside kinase activity. The transcript is spliced from 10 exons. Lineage: Eukaryota; Metazoa; Chordata; Actinopteri; Carangiformes; Carangidae. Gene Ontology annotation, cellular component: cytoplasm; mitochondrion. Bases 40 to 897 code for a protein of 285 amino acids.
UCGUUAUCGGGCAUCAUCUUCAUCUUGGUGUGUGCCAACAUGAUGGUAGCUGCCUUGGGAAUGGCGCAGUUAUCGAGGUGCGUCAGGCUCCUGACGGCUCGCCGUGCUGUGGCUCCGUCCUCGGUCAGUGCUGCUGAGUAUCACCGGGCUCUAAUGCUCGAUGCUGGGAACGUCAGCCGGGUUCAGAGCAGAGCACACAGCGUUACGCAGCACCGUCCUCCAGGAAAGCUUGUGCGGGAUGGAGAGGAAAAGAAACCAGUGAUCUGUGUGGAGGGGAACAUUGCCAGCGGGAAGACGACGUGUCUGGAGUAUUUCAGCAAAACCAGCAACAUAGAGGUUCUGACUGAACCAGUCUCUAAAUGGAGGAAUAUCCGUGGACACAACCCUCUGGGUCUGAUGUAUCAGGAUCCUGAGCGCUGGGGCAUCACACUGCAGACCUACGUUCAACUCACCAUGCUGGACAGACACUUGUCCUCCGUAGUAAAUUCAGCUCCGGUCAGGAUGAUGGAGAGGUCCAUCUUCAGUGCCAAGUACAUCUUUGUGGAGAAUCUCUUCAGAAGUGGGAAAAUGCCAGAGGUGGACUACGCUGUUCUGAGCGAGUGGUUUGAUUGGAUCACAGCUAACAUUUCCAUUCCUGUCGAUCUGAUUGUCUACCUGCAGACGUCUCCUCAGACCUGCCAUGAGAGGUUAAAGCAGAGAUGCAGAGAGGAGGAGAAAGUCAUUCCACUGGAAUAUCUGGAGUCUCUGCACCAGCUGCAUGAGGACUGGCUCAUCAAGCAGACCUUGGCCUCUCUCCCUGCUCCUGUUCUGGUGAUUCCUGCUGACCACGACCUCCAGAAGAUGCUGCACCAGUACGAAAAAAACCGUGAAAAGAUCCUUGCUACUAGCAGCGUCUGAUAUACAUACAUACAUAUCAUAUAACUGAUCUGUUACAUUUACUUGGUUACAUGGUUUUCUGUACUACAGAAAGAAAGGUACAGAAACUACAGCUGCUUCUUUACGCUUCUGUUUUAGCCAUUUGAAAACUCUGCAAACUGUGGUCAUAGAGGCUCGUUUUCAUUAGUUUUUAAUGACAUGUUCUCACCAACAUCACAUAUGAAACGUUUUCUCACCUACAGAAACAGAACUAACUUCAACAACUGACUACAACUGAAACAUUCCACUAAGCCUCAGUGUCUCUGUGAAACACCAGAGAAAGUUCUUGUUGCUGCUCAGAUGGAGGUGUUAAACUGAUUCAUUCUGUUUGUGUGCCUUUUGUUCUGUUGCUUUUUAUUAGUCUGCUCAAAUGUCACUAUGUGAUGUCAAGUGAAGUUUACAUUUGUAUUUUAAACCUGAUGUGGUGAAAGCAGGAGCAACCACAGUUACAGAACACAUGAGUUCAUAUACUAUAGGUGCGUUUGGGAGCUGGUGAUAAUGUGUAGGUCAUUAAUAUAAUUUAAUCUUAAUUUAAUCUUUGCUCUUACUUUACAGAAUAAAAAGUUUACUCUGAAAUCCUGAGUUUGUGUUUUUAAAGACCCUC